GGUGUGGGGUGAGAGCCUGGGGUGAGUUGGAGGGGUUGCAGGUCUGGGAAGCUAGGGCCUUCUCUCUAAAACCUACCCGCUGACCCACAGAUCGCCAAGCCUCUCAUGGAAAAGAAGCGCCGGGCACGCAUCAACAUGUCAUUGGAGCAGCUGAAGUCUCUCCUGGAGAGACACUACUCCCAUCAGAUACGGAAACGAAAGCUGGAGAAAGCUGACAUCUUGGAGCUGAGUGUCAAGUACAUGAAAAGCCUCCAGAAUUCAUUGCAAGGACUCUGGCCAGUACCCACUGGGGUGGACUACCCGCCUGGCUUCGGAGGUGGCUUGCCCGGCGUGAGCCAGAGGCUUCGGCAUGGGGCUGACGGUAGCGGCCUGCGCUGCCCCCUGGUGCUGGAGCGGAGGGCGGGCAGCACCACGGACAGCGCCAGCCCGCAGGCCGCCUCUGUUCUCAGCCCCUGCCUCCCGGCGGUCUGGGCCUCUGCUCCCGCCGCUAGUGGCUCCCAGGCCCCGCUGUCCCCGCUCCCGCUCCCUGGAGGUCUCCCUGAGUCCUCUACCGGCGUUUCGGCACCACAACCAGCGCCAAGCUGCCGGGCCGAGAGCCCGAGACCCGGGUUUCGCGUGUGGCGGCCCUGGUGAGGCCUAGGCAAGCAUUUAGACGCAAUCCCUCACCCCUGCCCCCAUCACCCCGCCGUCUAGUCUGGGGACACAGGAACUAUGUUUGGUGCGCCCAUAGUGACUGCAGGGGCCUGGAGGGGCUGUAGGAAAAUCCACUUGCGGAGCCGCUCGCG
Molecule: messenger RNA, 785 nt
Organism: Meriones unguiculatus (Mongolian gerbil)
Lineage: Eukaryota; Metazoa; Chordata; Mammalia; Rodentia; Muridae
Gene: Hes3
Product: hes family bHLH transcription factor 3
Exons: 3
Coding region: 106-633 (175 amino acids)
Biological process (GO): regulation of transcription by RNA polymerase II; regulation of neurogenesis; anterior/posterior pattern specification
Cellular component (GO): nucleus
Molecular function (GO): protein dimerization activity; DNA-binding transcription factor activity, RNA polymerase II-specific; RNA polymerase II cis-regulatory region sequence-specific DNA binding
Source: RefSeq, a predicted model, not a curated record